Molecule: messenger RNA, 576 nt
Organism: Microthlaspi erraticum
Lineage: Eukaryota; Viridiplantae; Streptophyta; Magnoliopsida; Brassicales; Brassicaceae
Source: the annotation of a GenBank genome assembly
AUGGCUAACCCAAACGAAUGGUCGUCUCAGUUCUACAACAACAACCAAACCUUCUUCACAACUUCCACCACCACUUCAACAGCCGUCACAACCACAACCACCACCACUACCGGUGAAGCCAACUCCAUAGACUCUCGUCUGAGUCCAGAAACCGGUCGUGUAACCAAACCCGCACGUAGAAGAUCAAGAGCAUCACGUAGAACACCAACAACACUUCUCAACACCGACACAUCCAACUUCCGAGCCAUGGUUCAACAAUUCACUGGCGGACCAUCCGCUAUGGCUUUCGGGUCCGGUAACACUACUUCCGGUUUUAGCCUCACCUCUUCGUCGGAUCCAUCCGCUGGAUCUUCCCAACAAGCUCCUUGGCAAUAUAACUUCCAGCCUCACGCGCCGCCUCCACCGCAACGGCCUUAUAUGUUCUCGUUGAGCAACGUGAACCCUGUCGUUGGGUAUAGUAACAUGAAUAACCCUAAUACGGUUGUUUCCGGUGUGUUUGGGACGACGGGUGGUUCUGCUCCGUCGUCGUCGAAGGAGGCGACGAAUAGUAAUACGCCUUCCUCGAGGCUACAAUGA